Amborella trichopoda is the source of this 2058-nucleotide messenger RNA. Its product is annotated as double-stranded RNA-binding protein 2. The record is from RefSeq and is a predicted model, not a curated record. Lineage: Eukaryota; Viridiplantae; Streptophyta; Magnoliopsida; Amborellales; Amborellaceae. Gene Ontology annotation, molecular function: double-stranded RNA binding.
UUGUAACAGAAGACCUCUCUCUCUCUCUCUAAACAGUACCAGUAAGGAAGUAAAAGAACUCUCUCUCUUCCUCUUAACCAGCACCACUGAAAGAAGGGUUUAUCUCUGCUUCUCUCUCUUUCUGAAGUCUAAACAGCAGCAAUGGAAACAGGGGUUCAUAUUUUCACCCCUGUUUAACAUCUCUCUCUUUCUCUCUCUACAAACUAUCAAAAAGACGGGAAUUGCUCUCUGCUUACCCCUAUUUCUCUCUCUAAAGUAUAAACAGCACCAUCAGAGAAAAAGAUGUUUUUUAUCUCCUCCCGUGCUCAAGAUCUCUCUCUCUCUCUCUCUCUCUCUCUACAUAGCACCAAUAAAAGGAGGGGGUUUUAUUUUUCUUUUCUCUAACAACCCAACUGGGAGCAAGAACUUCUUCUCUCUAAGAUCUCUCUCUCUCAUUGCUUGAUCUCGUCGGAAUCUGACCAUAACUUGCCGGAAAAAUAUCCAGCCAAAGGAUUCCGGCACAAAGAUACCCAAUCCACAGCCGCUAUUCACCAUUCCCAUCCUUUCGCUCCCUCUAACCUCUCACCCCCCAUCCCCCUCUCUUUCCUCAAUACCUGUCCCCCAGUCAUAAAGUGGUUGUCCGUCAAUCCAGGGUGGUUUUCCGUUAUGUAUAAGAACCAGUUGCAGGAGCUAGCGCAGAGGAGCUGCUUUAACCUACCGUCUUAUUCGUGCAUCCGAGAGGGGCCUGACCAUGCGCCUAGGUUUAAGGCCGCCGUUAACUUUAACGGCGAGGUCUUCGAGAGCCCUGGUUUCUGUACGACCCUGAGACAAGCUGAGCACGCGGCUGCUGAAGUGGCUUUGAACACGCUAUCAAAUAGAGGGCCAUCUCAGUCUUUAGCGGCGAGGAUACUGGAUGAAACUGGAGUUUAUAAGAACCUGUUACAGGAGAUAGCUCAGAGAGCUGGAGCCGCUCUUCCCGUGUACACGACAGUGAGGUCAGGGCUUGGUCAUUUACCAGUCUUCACAUGCACAGUGGAAUUGGCUGGAAUUUCAUUUUCCGGCGAGCCAGCGAAGAGCAAGAAGCAAGCUGAGAAGAAUGCUGCCAUGGCUGCUUGGUCCUCACUAAAGAAGUUGGCUCAACAACAACAAGCUGCAAGCUCCUUCACCUCUUCGUUGUCGUCUCCGACAUCAUCGGAGGGGGCCACCCCCUCACCCGAGCCAAGUGACGAGCAAGAGCAAAUCACCAUUGCACGUGCCCUUGUCAACUUUCGCCACCAACUUCUCAACAAUAGUAAUAAGAGCAACCCAUGUUCUCCUUCGUUGCCUGGGGCAAAGUUGUCAUUUCCAAACCAACACAAUCCAAAACCCUUCACCCAAAACCUAGGCUCCAAAAUCCUCCCUCUAAUCCGACAAAGGCAGACGCAACGCCCGAAUCCCCACGCUCCGCCGUUCAUCCCGCCGGAAAACCGGAUCCUGGCUACUCAAGCCCAGGUUCCGGCCAGUCAAAGCGGCUUUCCUGCCACUCAGAACAGUUUCCCAGCAGGUCAAAACCGGAUUUCAGCAAUUCAAACCCAGAUUCCAGCUGGUGUGGGGCCGGUUUUCUACCCUGUGGGGCCUGCAUAUAGGCCGACUGUCCACCAUGCUGCCCCACCAGUGACAAUAAGGAACGCAAUCCCAGUUUUUUCAGCUAGGCCAUCACAUGUGCGGAUGCCUCCUCCAGUGCAAGUGCGACACGUUGCGCCAGUUUUCACAACAGGCCCCAUGGCGACAGCCCCAAAAGUUGGGGAGCGGGCAGAGAGGGUGGAUGACAAGGUUUUAGAGAGGGGGUUGAAAGAUUUACAGAUUUGAUGAGAUAUAUUAUCAUUAAGCUGUGCUUAAUUUUGUUGUAAUUUUAUUUUAUUUUUUUAUGUUUUUUCUUUCUUGGGGGGUUCUGUUGUUUGUUAUUGAGGGGAAAUUACAAUGUUCCAGGACCUUACGGUCACUGGGUUUUCUAGAUCAUGAAGAGAGAAUGUAUAUGAGAUGAUAUGUAAUAGUGUAAUGUUGCAAGUGAGAAAAGAACAAUGUUUUAUUUGCUGUUUA